GCCUGGUGCCAGUAAGAAGGAGGAAGAACCUGAAGACCAGCCUCUCCCCGUCAACCCGUCCCGGCUCGGUGUCGCGUGAAUCAGAACCCGGACGGAUGAUGGCUCGCGGCUGUGCUGACGGAGGGUGCGCUGCUUUUACGGAGCGGCACCGCGCGGAGAUAAACUUCGUGCUGCUGGUGCUCGGUUACGUGCUUUACCUGCUGGUCGGCGCCGGGAUUUUCUCCGCCAUCGAGCUGCCGUACGAGAAGGAGCUCCGCCGGGAGCUGAAAGCCGCUCGGAGGGACUUCCUGGACAACAACACCUGCGUGUCGGACGCGCGCCUGGAGGAGCUGCUCCUCCGGGCGCUGGUGGCUAAUAACUACGCAGUGUCGGUGCUCGGAAACGACUCGAACCCCAGCUGGGACUUUGUGUCGUCACUGUUCUUCUCCAGCACCGUUCUGACCACAACAGGUUAUGGCCACACUGUUCCUCUGUCAGAUGGAGGUAAAGCCUUCUGUAUCUUCUACUCUCUCAUCGGCAUCCCUGUUACACUCUUCUUCCUCUCCGCUGUGGUGCAAAGAUUAAUGGUCGUGUUGACGCAGCAGCCGCUCUCCUACCUCCAUCGGCAGUGGGCUAUGGUUAUAUCUAAAUCCAAGCUGGCUGCCAUCCAUGCCAUGUGCCUCACCAUCAUCAUGGCAAUACUCUUUCUCUUAAUCCCUGCUGGCAUCUUCGCCAGUCUAGAGAAGGACUGGAACUUUUUGGAGUCUCUGUAUUUCUGUUUCAUCUCUCUGACAACAAUCGGUCUUGGGGAUUACGUCCCGGGAGAGACCCUUGGAAAAGAUGGCAAGGCCUAUCUACAGUUCUACAGGCUGGCUAUUACAGUCUACCUGCUGCUGGGCCUGAUGUGCAUUCUGGUGGUGCUGGAGACGUGCUGCGAGCUUCCACAGAUGAUCCGCUUCAGACAGAAGUUCUACAAAGAAAGUGUUCGUGAGCUGGACUUGGAGACGGCCAACAUCAUAGACCAGGAUCACCUGAGCAGCCCUGCUGACCAAGGUCGAAAACCCCUCCCCGCCAUCCCAUCCGUGUCACAGCAGGCUGCCUCCCUCCGACAGGACAGAAAGCCUAUGGGUUACACCCUGGCACAGACUCUUAACGGGAAGCCACCUAGCUGAACUCACAGAGGGCGUGUCUGGUACAGUGACGUCUGCCCGUGCCAACAAAAACAGCUCCACAGCAUAAAUGCAGGAAUCAUCCACAGAUUAUCUGCACACUGUUGUUUUCUUGUUCUCCCCUAGUGCCUAUUCCCUUCAGAUAAAACACAGAGGAAGGGCAGGGGCCCUAACACCGGAAAAUGCCACCGUUCCCAAUUUCCUGCUAAAGCCUUGCUGCCAAAAUUCCAAACUAGAACGAUUCACUCCAGAGGAGUUCACUCCCACCAAAUUAGAAUCUAUAACUGUAUUAGGUAGGAAAACCCCUGAGUGGAAUUAUGCUCCUUUACUGUAUGUGUUGGAAGUGCAAGAAUACUUCACUGUGGUGCAAAUACUGAAGUGUCCUCUUCCCAUCACUAGAGGGCAGCACACUUAUUGGUUUUAAUUGCAUAGAAUUCAGCAGGGGUGGUGGCUAAGUGGUUAAUGUGCUUGGUUUCAGUUCAGAAGGUUCCGGGUUCAAAUCCCACCCCUGCCACAUUUCUCCAUGUAAUGUGGAGUUGCGUCAGGAAGGGCAUCCGGCGUAAAACUUGUGCCAAUUCAACAUGCAGAUCCACCUUGGAUUUGCUGUGGCGACCCCAAGUGCAAACAAGGGAGCAGCCGAAGGGACUUACUUACUGUUAGAGAUGAAACAAGCUGAGGAUAUUUUGAUAUGAAUGCAGUAUAAAUCAGAUGCAGAACAAAAGUGUUUUUAGGAGCCUUUUGCAAAAGUUCAGUUAGUCUUUCCAUUAUUGUUUCCAAAUAUUAACAGCAUGCACUUAAAAGUUACUGAGUUCAUAGCAGGAUAAAAUUAGUAUAUUAAAAUAAAUCUUACACAUUUUUCUAAGUUUUAGGGUUUGAUCACUCAAAUUUAUGGUUUGAGCAAUCUGAUUAUUGCAACACCAGUUUGCACAGUGUAGUCCGAUGUGAUGAGACGAGGACACCAAGAGGACUGAUGUCAACAAGAGUUGAGAUUUUGGGAGAAAAGUGACAGUUUAACUGUUGCAACAAAAAUGGGGUUUUAGUUUCCCUGUUUUCACCCAAAGAAUCUAUGAGUCACGAGGUGACUUAAAAAAAUUGUUGAAGGCAAAAAUAUUUCACAGACCAGCCAAGCCAUGGUGAAUAUGACUGCAUUUGCUAACACCAACCAUGAUGAACGUGAUCGUAUAUGCUAAUAUGCAGCAUCGUGAGCACGACCCUAUGUGCCAGCACCAACCAUGAUGAGUGUCACCGCAUAUGCUAGCAUGAACCAUGUUGAGCUGACCGUAUAUGCCAACACAAACCAUGUUGUGUGACUGCAUACGCUAGCAAAGACCAUGGCGAGUGUGACCGCACAUAACACCAACCGUAGUGUGCGUGACUCCAUAUGCUAACACAAACUAUGGUGAGCUUGACCGCAUAUGCUAGCCCCAACCAUGGUGAGCGUGACUCCAUAUGCUAACACAAACCAUUGUGAGCAUGACGGCAUAUGUUAACCCCAACUAUGGUGAACAUGACUCCAUAUGCUAACACGAACCACGGUAAGUGUGACCGCAUAUAAUAACACAAACUGUGGUGAGUGUGACAGCAUAUGCUAGCCCCAACCAUGGUGUGGGUGAUCAUAUACAAUAACACGAACCACGGUGAGCGUGAUCGCAUAUGAUAACACAAACUAUGGGGAACGUGAUCGCAUAUGAUAAGACGAACUAUGGGGAGCGUGACUCCACAUGGUAAUAAGAACCAUGGUGAGUGUGACCGCAUAUGCUAGUCCCAACCAUACACGUCUAUAGUGUGUCCACAUUUGCUAGCCCCAUCCAUGGUGAGUGUGACCACAUAUGCUAGCAAGCAGUGUUGCCACAGUUACUUCAAAAAAGUAAUCCAUUUACUCCUUGAAAAAGUAACUUAGUUACUUUUAAAAUUGGGUAAUCAGUAAAGUAACUAAGUUAGAUUACUAGUUACUUUAUUAGUUACGUUCAGCAGCUGCCGAGGGCAACCCCCCUGCCACCUCAAGAUGAAAAUGAGAACCCAUUUUUCCAAUACUCACUUUAUAGUCACCCCUUUCUUGACUUCAAUAAACAUAAAUACUUUAUUUUUAUAAAAAAUAAAAUGGACAUCUUUCCUCAUUUUGACUAUUGACAUUAUUGUAAUGGAAAACGUACAAUUUGUAACCUACAUUGUUUAUAAAUGUGACUAUAAAAUUCUAACAUUUUUCUAAAAUUUAAAUUCUUCCUCAACAUUUUAAUUGUUGAAAUUAGUAGUAGUAAUAUAGUAUAAAAAAAAAGUCUUCAAAAGUGGACCUUUAAUCUAGGUGUGUUGUGAGGGGGCAGUGCUUCCCCACACCCCCUUUCAGAAAACACAACCAGAUUAUUAUCAGCAUUUUUUACAUCAUGUUGUCCUCAGAAAGAGAGUUUAAGUGUAUUUGGGUGGGAAAAAAAAGUGUUAGUAUUUGUUAAUGCAUGCAGAUCAGCUGUUUUUAGCGAGGACACUCACAGAGCAGCACACAGUUUUAAAGA
Messenger RNA from Thalassophryne amazonica, 3655 nucleotides. RefSeq names its product potassium channel subfamily K member 1-like. Gene Ontology annotation, cellular component: membrane. Bases 96 to 1151 code for a protein of 351 amino acids. Gene Ontology annotation, biological process: potassium ion transmembrane transport; stabilization of membrane potential. The record is from RefSeq and is a predicted model, not a curated record. Gene Ontology annotation, molecular function: potassium ion leak channel activity. NCBI's taxonomy places the organism in Eukaryota, Metazoa, Chordata, Actinopteri, Batrachoidiformes, Batrachoididae. The transcript has 3 exons.